Messenger RNA from Ramularia collo-cygni, 2061 nucleotides. RefSeq lists its product as uncharacterized. Lineage: Eukaryota; Fungi; Ascomycota; Dothideomycetes; Mycosphaerellales; Mycosphaerellaceae. The transcript has a single exon. The record is from RefSeq and is a predicted model, not a curated record. The coding region runs from base 1 to 2061 and encodes 686 amino acids.
AUGGAGACCUCUUACAGAAACAUGAUCCUGGGCACUGGACUAAAAUGCACUUCUGCAACGCUCGCUAUUGUGACCUCCCGACAGGUCAUGUCACAAGGAUUUCAUUAUCCAUACCACUUGCUAUUAAUACACGCGCUGGCGAUUCUCCUAUUCCAAGCAGUAACUCGGGUACUCAAAGCAAUCAAUGGCGAACAACACCCUACACAGGAUGAAUCGCCAAGCUUCUCGGAACACAAUGGCAUAAUGCGAGAACUUUUCAUUCUGGUACCUUUCCUUCACAUGGCGUGCGCAGUAGGAACAUUACUUUGCGUCUACCAGGCCACAUAUCACGUCAUCGCUCUGCCAGUCCUCGUAAUGCUACUAGUUCUGGACUGGARCUCGAUCUUCACAAACGCAGAGAGGGUACCUGCCAGAGGUCUAUUCCUGGCUUGUAUAUCCAUGUGCGGCAUGGCCAUGAUGUUCACAUUCGACCGGAAGCUUUCCAAAGGAGGCAUCAUAGGCUCUGUCGUGGCCAUUACAUUGACAAGCCUGGCACGGUCGAUGGAUGCAUGGAUGAAGGCCCACUGCAAUGAGCGAAACUCCCCUGGCUGCGCGCGAUGGCAAACCCCAUUCGCUGUACCUUUAAUCCUAAUCUUGCUCAGCCCGGCAUUGAUCCGGAGAUACGAGCAUCCAAUCUACACGCCCGCGGGACCGGUUUCUCUGGGCGGUACAUUGGCCAUCAACAUAGCAUGUGUGGUUGCGGCCUGGCGCUGCAACUCAUCUUUCUUCACGCAUACAGAACCCUCCGAUGACGACCUGAACUYGGAAUACAUUGGUGGAAAGGAGCUCAAACAUCUUGCAACGCCCUUGAUGAUCGUGAGUCUGGUCACUGCAGGCUGUAGCUAUGCCCUGCCUCCAUUCUCAAUCUCAGCAUGGCAGCACGUGGGGUUCCUCAUUGCUCUAUCGGCAAUAUACAUUGCGAGUUACUCGCCAGGACGCUCUGCUGCUGGAGACAUGGAGAAGAGCUAUGAGCUUCUUGCAGAUGCCGACGGCAGGGAUGCAUCCGAGACACACUCCACAAAGGACCGUACAAAGCGCAUCUCGAUAGCGCUAUUCAUUACGCUGGUCGCCGCAGUGCUCUGCAUCCUGGUACCCAUGUACUGGCCUGAUUCCCUCUCUGAGCUCCAUCGAGGGACGUUCAAAUCACUAGCAAUAUCACUGCCCCGAAAGCAAGGAUCAUACUCCCUUGACUUUGUGGUGUCACGAUACGAUGAGUCUGCAACCACGCUUGCAGAUAACUUGACACCGCUUCUUGACCUCGAGGCAACACGCAGUCGAGCGAUGCGCGUCAUCGUAUACAACACAGGAGACGAAGAUGAAGAUCUCAAUUCGACCUUCCGCAACGACCUCCAACACGCGCUCACAUCACAACCACACAUCACCGUCGAACAUCGAGCGAAUUUUGGAAGAGAGGGUGCGGCUUUCCUACAUCACAUCACAACCCAGUGGGACAACCUAGCAGAUCACACCCUCUUCAUGCAAGCCAAACCACAUCAACCCAGACAUGUCCGGCGGUUGCUUCAAAGCUACUUCGUGCCGCAAACUGGAUUCCUGUCAUUAUCCGCCCUCCAAGAUUCGUGUUCAAGCUGCGAGGAUUGCUGGGACCACUCUACGUGGUCGGAGAGCAAGACCAUCUUGGAGGACAUCUACAGUCGCGCCAACAAAGGCGCCAAAUGUAAAAGCUUCGUAUUGACAUAUCGAGGUCAAUUCGUCGCGUCCCGGAGCCGCAUUCAGGCUCCUGGACCGGAGCUUUUUCAGGAUCUUUUGGAUGGGAUGGUCAAUCCGAAGAGCGAUAAGCACAGUGGGGAAUACGUGAACCAGCCAUGGCUUCCCCAAAAGGUGGACAGCUUGAAUAGCCCUCUUUUUGGUUACACACUCGAGCGUAUUUGGGGUGUGUUGAUGGGUUGUUCAGAUCGUCGGUUGGCUUUGACGUGUCCGAGUAGACUUUCGUCCGCGAUGACAGUGUUCAGGGUGGGCGCUUCUAGCUUACAGGAUUGCCAAUGUCUUGAUGAUAUUACAUAA